Messenger RNA from Clupea harengus (Atlantic herring), 2948 nucleotides. RefSeq names its product golgin A5 (gene golga5). NCBI's taxonomy places the organism in Eukaryota, Metazoa, Chordata, Actinopteri, Clupeiformes, Clupeidae. Gene Ontology annotation, cellular component: Golgi cisterna; Golgi membrane. The record is from RefSeq and is a predicted model, not a curated record. Gene Ontology annotation, biological process: retrograde transport, vesicle recycling within Golgi; Golgi organization.
GGCGGAAAAAACAGGCACUUCGAAGGGCACUUUGUUUUGGGUCCUUCUUAAAGUUCCUGGUCCACGUCAAGCAGGAUUUGGGACGUAGAGGUCUGGGGUGAAAAAUACCGAGGGAUACGAUAGUUUUUUUUAACUUAACAGUAUAUGCCAAUUAACCAAAAUCAUGAUUUUUUUUAUUGAAUCCUAGAGAUUGUAAGCCUCGUUACAGCUAUUCUUCACAAGAAAUAAUCGGCAAAGGGGCCAGCAUGUCUUGGUUUACCGAUCUGGCCGGAAAGGCUGAGGACUUCUUGACCAAGGUCGAUCAAGGGGCAGCCACUGCAUUGACUAAGCAGCAGAGUCGCAAGUCCUCUUUCCCCUCGUCAUACGAUGAGGAAGAAGCAUCUCAGUACAGUAAUGCUGGCUUCAGCAGAGUAGCACCAGACACACCGCACGAAUACCAGAGCUCCUCUCAUGACUUCAUCUCGACAGCAGCAGACAAAAUAAAAAAAUCCAAAGCCACACUGUUGGCAGGUUCUACCAACGUGUCCACUGUCACUCCUCUGGGUUCAGCUAGCAGCAGCUCCACCAAGGCCUCCUUUGUCCGACCCAAGAAGGCUGAGGAUGUAGAUGACGAUCUCCUCUUCAAGUUUCUGAACAGUUCCGACCCACCACAGGGCGAGAGGCGAGAUGUGAGGCAAGAGCUCCCCAGAGUGGCGGGCCCUCCUGAGGAGGUGACGCCAGCCCCCGUGGCUUCCGCUGACCCUCUGGCAGUGCCAUCUGCCCCUUCCACUCCCCCCUCCACCAUGGGCCUGUCUCGAGCCUCCAGUCUCAGCUCGCUGUCUGCCAGCAUCCACAGUGUAAAGACCGAGGAUGGCUCUGUCAAAGAUCAGUACCAAGAUACUCCAGAAAGCUCAGACUCUGGGCUGGCUGUGCCUCAGGACCCUGCCCCUCAAGAGCCAGUCCCUGUGGAGGAAUCCCAGAGCCAGGUGCUGUCCAACCUGCGGCUGGAGAACCAGCUGCUGCGUAGCGAAGUGGCCUCCCUCAACCAGGAAAUGGCAUCUGUCAUCCAGAGGGCCAAAGACUCUCAGGAGGAGCUGAAUCUAGCUCGAGCACGCACAGAAAGAUGGAACACUGACCAGUCCAGGACAGAUCGCACCAUCCGUGAGCUGAGGUCGCAGGUCGAUGACCUCACAGAGGCGCUUUCGGCCAAGGAUGGGCAGCUGGCUGUUCUGAAGGUGCGGCUGGACGAGGCAGACCAGCUCCUCAAGGUCCGGAACUCUGCUUUAGAAGAAGCCCAGAAUGAGAAGUCAAGAAUCCUGCAGAACCAUACAGAAGGUCACGACGUGAACUCUCAGGCUAUUCAGACUCUCCAGGACAGACUGAGAGAAGCUGAGUCAGCAGUCAAGAGGGAACAGGACAGCUACCGCCAGAUGCAGAGUGAGUACGCAGCGCGUCUCUCUCGGGCAGAAGGUGAGAGGCAGGCCCUUGCGGAGGCACUGACGGGCACAGAGCGGCGGAUGGCCGAGGAGCGGCACCGAGCCGAGGAGCAGCAGCAGCAGGCCAAGAGUGCCCGUGUGUCUGCCGAGAACGUCAAGCAGGAGCUGCAAGACUACAAACAUAAAGCUUCGCGUAUCCUGCAGUCCAAAGAGAAGCUGAUCAGCAGUCUAAAGGAGGGCUCAGGGCUGGACUCCCUGGACGGGGGGUCGGCGGGGGCACUGGAGCUGGAGGAGCUGAGGCACGAGAAGGAGCUCCAGCGAGAAGAGCUCCAGAAGCUGCAGGGCCAGGUGCACACGCUCAGGGUUGAGAUACAGGACUUGGAGACGGCGGCGCUAACAGAAGCAGAGACUUGGCGGGAGCAACAGCAGGAGCUGCAGGACCAGCAGGCCCAGCAGGUCCGCGCCAGACAGGAGCAGGAGGCUGAGGUCGAGCGCUUCAAACAGGAGAUACAGUACAUGGAAGAGGAGCAUCACCGUGCUAAGAGCACCCUUCAGAGUAGGGUCAAAGACCGCGAGGAGGAAAUCCAGAAACUCAGGAAUCAACUGACCAAUAAAGCGCUGAGCAGCAGCCAGGCAGAGCUGGAGAGUCGUCUGCACCAGCUGACGGAGACGCUGAUCCAGAAGCAGACAAUGCUGGAGGCUCUGGGCACAGAGAAGAGCUCGCUGGUCUUCCAGAUGGAGAGGAUGGAGCAGCAGCUGAAGAGUGUGCAGGGUGGCCAGAGUGGAGGGUCUGCCAUCAACAUGACUGGCGUGGAAGGGCCAGGUACACGGCAGAGGAACACACCAGUUUUGUUUACUGACCAUGACCACCAAGGGGCUGGAGUCUAUGGAAAAGUGCGCAAGGCAGCCAGCACCAUUGAUCGCUUCAGCAUUCGGUUAGGAAUAUUUUUGAGGCGCUACCCCAUGGCUCGAGUCUUUGUGAUACUUUAUAUGGCACUACUGCAUCUCUGGGUCAUGGUUGUCCUGCUGACAUACACACCAGAGAUGCACCAUGGUCAUCCAGAUGGGAGAUAGGUGGAGGACACUGAACUAUUUUGAGUGUGUGAAAUCAUUGAAGAGUUACAGGAUACGAAAAAAUGAAAUAUAUAUAUAUUUAAGUAUAUCUUUGAGAACUGGGUUGCUGCUGAAGUGAAUCUCAAGAAGCUGUUUUCAAGCGGUUAACUGCAAUUUGCACACACAUGCUACUGGAAACUAACCUGGUCAUUGGAUCGUCCUUUGUUCCAGUGUGAAACGCUAACGGUGGCAUGUUAUUUCCACAAUAGUUACAAAGUAAAGGAUGUCUGGAAUUAAGAAUGAAUGCUUACAUUGUUCUGAACUCUAUGAUUUUAUCUUCCCUUCUUGUACUUCUACUAUCUUCCACUUAAUUUUAACCAUGGAUUAUUUCUGAUUUCUACCGCAUCUCUUGAAUCAUGACAGAUUGUAUUUCUUCACCCUGUAAAUUAAAUUUCUUUUAAUAAACAUAACAGACCUACA